UAAAAUGGCAGAAACUGUUGUCGGUAAUGCUCCUAGUUCGGCAAGUUCAGAGAGUGAUAGCAGUGAUGAACUUGGUUUUGAAAAUGUUGGAAGACUUGAUGUUAAUGAAGACUUGGUGCAGAAGGGGUCUUAUCCCCCAUCCCCACAGGGAUCUCAACCCUUGUCACCACUUACUCCUUGCACUCCUCACUGUCUCCGCACAAAACGAGAAAAAAAUAGAUCAUGUUCUAAGUCUGGGUCUUCUCGGGAGCCUGUAUUAAGAUCAGGACAGAGAACAAUUUACACAGCUGGUAGACCACCAUGGUAUGAUACACAGGGUCAGCUGGUGGAACCAUUUGUAAUUGGAAUUUGUGGUGGUAGUUCAUCUGGUAAAACAACAGUAGCAAGAAAGAUCAUUGAAGCUCUUGAUGUUCCCUGGGUAACACUACUCAGCAUGGAUUCAUUUUACAAGGUACUGGAUGAAGAACAGCAUAAAUUGGCACAUGAGAAUGAAUACAAUUUUGACCAUCCAGAUGCGUUUGACUUCUCCUUACUAAUAGAAACUCUAAGAAAGCUGAAAGAAGGAAAACGAGUCCAGGUGCCUAUCUACAACUUUGUCACCCAUGCCAGGGAAAAAAGAAUGAAAACCAUGUAUGGUGCAAAUGUCAUCAUAUUUGAAGGAAUUCUGUGUUUUGCACAUAAAGGCUUACUUGAGAUUAUGGACAUGAAGGUCUUCAUUGAUACUGAUUCUGACAUCCGACUGGUUCGGAGGCUGAAACGUGACAUCAUGGAUCGUGGGAGGGACUUGGAAGGGGUGCUCAAACAGUACAACAGAUUUGUCAAGCCAGCUUUUGAUCAUUACAUUGCCCCAACAAUGAUUGAUGCUGAUUUAAUUGUACCACGAGGUAAAUAA
Limulus polyphemus (Atlantic horseshoe crab) is the source of this 892-nucleotide messenger RNA. Its product is annotated as uridine-cytidine kinase-like 1. Gene Ontology annotation, molecular function: ATP binding; kinase activity. The record is from RefSeq and is a predicted model, not a curated record. Gene Ontology annotation, cellular component: cytoplasm. NCBI's taxonomy places the organism in Eukaryota, Metazoa, Arthropoda, Merostomata, Xiphosura, Limulidae. Bases 5 to 892 code for a protein of 295 amino acids. The transcript is spliced from 6 exons.